Pseudophryne corroboree (corroboree frog) is the source of this 936-nucleotide messenger RNA. Its product is annotated as olfactory receptor 5V1-like. Gene Ontology annotation, cellular component: membrane. Gene Ontology annotation, biological process: G protein-coupled receptor signaling pathway. NCBI's taxonomy places the organism in Eukaryota, Metazoa, Chordata, Amphibia, Anura, Myobatrachidae. Gene Ontology annotation, molecular function: G protein-coupled receptor activity; odorant binding; olfactory receptor activity. Bases 1 to 936 code for a protein of 311 amino acids. The transcript has a single exon. The record is from RefSeq and is a predicted model, not a curated record.
AUGAAGGAAUAUCUCAUAAACUGCACAGUACAAAGAGAAUUUAACCUCCUGGCGUUCUCUAUCUCUGUAGACCUUCAGCUUGUGCUAUUCAUUGGGAUACUGGUAAUGUAUUUACUGACAUUGCUGGGGAACCUGCUUAUCACUGGUCUUAUAUAUCUGACUCCACAGCUCCACACUCCUAUGUACUAUUUCCUGUGUAACCUCUCAGUGCUGGACAUUAUCUAUGUCUCCAGUGUCCUUCCCAAAUUCCUCUCUAUCCUGGUAACAGGUGACACCAGAAUUGUCUUCCCAGCAUGCAUCACACAGAUGUUCCUCUUUACAUUUUGUAUUGUAGCAGAGUUUUUACUCCUAACAUCUAUGGCCUAUGACCGCUAUGUCGCCAUCUGUGUUCCUCUGCGCUAUACAAUCAUUAUGAACAAAAACUUGUGUAUUACAUUAUUUUCUGUCUCCUGGAUUGUUAGCUUCUUUAAUUCAUUACUUUAUGCUAUGCUGGUUUCUACUUUAUCAUUCUGCAAUUCCCAAGACAUUAGUCAUUUUUUCUGCGACACGAAAACCGUGACAGUACUCUCUAGUGCUGACAUCACAGGCAUUGAGAUGCUGCUAUUUAUGGAAUGCAUAUUUUUGGGAUUUACGCCAUUUGUGCUGAUAUUAAUUUCGUAUACAUGUAUAAUUGCUACUAUAAUAAAAAUCAGUAGCUCAGCGGGCAGAGUAAAGGCUUUCUCCAGCUGCUCGUCCCAUCUCACCGUUGUAAUAUUACUCUGUGGGACUUCGGUUGUGUCCUAUAUGGUCCCAGAGUCGCAGGUGUCUCGGGAACGUGACAAAUUUCUCUCCUUGCUGUACACAGUGGUGGCCCCUAUGCUAAACCCUCUAGUUUAUACCCUGAGAAACAAUCAGGUUUUAAAAUCCAUGGAGAAUAUUUGUAAAAAACAUUAUUAA